AUAGAAGUACUAAUCUAGAAAAUAAACAUUGAGGAAAAGUCUAAUUUUGUCUGGUUUAUGUGAUUUUUUUUCAAUGUCAAUACUUGAAAUGAGAUUCUAGUUUCGAUAACGGCUCAAGAAAUCGCUGACUGUGCAUGUUUUGUUUAAAUUGCGACUGGAAGUUAGCAGUAAAAUGUUAUGACAUGUUAGCUAUACACCUGCCGUUCUAAAAAUGCCCUCAGCUCAUUCCUUCUCACCGUUCACAGAGUUAAAUUUUAGAAUGGGGUUUAGCCCGCUGUGCUUAUUUUCAUAUUAAUCAGACCUGUCAGCUAAAUGAGGAGCUAUCGGUCAUCUGUCGGUGUACGCGGACGUUUAUUUUUCUAGCAGCGCCGGAAUAAAUUGUAAACAACGAAUGCAUGCAGAAAUUUGGUCUGAGUCUGCGUUUUUGUACGUUUAUGUCCUUCGAUUAAGAUAAAGCAUUAGUAUUAUUACAAGAAGAGAUGGUUGCCAGAUCCAAACUAGUCAAAACCUUAACUUAAACAGGACUAAACCAGGACUAUAUUCUUAAAACAACAAGAACAAAACCACUUUGUCAACUGCACAAUCUUGAUACAUCUCAUUAUAUUUUUCUAGGCUUGGGACAGGCCUAAAUAGUCCUCUGAUUGAAAGUUGUAGCAGCAUUAGAAUUAGAUUAAACUGUGGACUAAACCAGGACUUAAAGCUGAACCGAACCGAGUCUAAAGCAGGAUUUUAUUGAUCUAAAAAAGAGAGAGAGUUCUUGAAAUCUUUAGGAGAAGAGAUGGUUGCCAGAUCCAAUUCUAGACCUUAACUUAAGCGGGACUAAACUAUGGACUAAACCAGGAUUUAAAGCUGAACUGAACCGAGUCUAAACCAGGAUUUUAUUGAUCUAAAAAAAGAGACAGGUUGUUUGUUUUUGAAGAAGAGAUGGUUGCCAGAUUCAAGCUCGUCAAGACCUUAACUUGAGCGGGAUUAAACCAUGGACUAAACCAGGACUUAAAGUUGAACCGAACUGAAUCUGAACCAGGAUUUCAUUGAUCUAAAAAAGAGAGAGUUGUUUGUUUUUGAAGAAGAGAUGGUUGCCAGAUCCAAUUCCAGACUUUAACUUAAGCGGGACUAAACUACGGACUAAACCAGGAUUUAAAGUUGAACCAAACCGAGUCUAAACCAGGAUUUCAUUACUCUAAAAAAGAGAGAGUUGUUGUAGUUUUUAGAAGAGAUGGUUGCCAGGUCCAAGCUCGUCAAGACUUUAAUUUAAGUGGGAUUAAACCAUGGACUAAACCAGGACUUAAAGGUGAACUGAACCGAGUCUAAACCAGGAUUUCACUGAUCUAAAACUGUUUGCGUAACCAUUUCAUUUUGUAUGCCCUGCUUCUGUGUCAAAACUUCCAAGUUGUAGCAGCAUUUGAACCAAACCGGGAUUAAACUAUGGACUAAAUCAGGACUUAAAGCUGAACUGAACCGAGUCUAAACCAGGAUUUUAUUGAUCUAAAACUGUUGGUGUACCAUUGAAGCUUGUAUGCCCUGCUCCUGUGUCAAAACCAUGGGCAACUCCAUCGGUUGUGUAAGGCCUCCACCUUCCGAGGGGCAGCACCCUGGAGCGGCCCCCCAUUCGCCAAAGAGGCGGCUGCGAUUUCGACGAAAACAUAAAAACAAGAAAUCCAAAAAGGGAGAAGUUGACGUAGAGGAAUACAAAACCAAUCAGGAACCAGAGGAGGAAAAGAACGAAGAAUGUACGGACCAAAAACCGACCGAAUUCGAAGUUAGCAAACCUAGUCUUCUAACAGUGCCUGCCCAUUCGCAAAGCAAUACUCUUUUGCCGAUGGUUUACGGAAGUAGGACUCUUGAUUCGUCUCCUAAACCGAGCCCGGCGUGGAAAGGCGUCUUCUGUUAUCCCGGUGAGGAGGAUUCCGUUAGUGCGAUUGUGGAUGUUUCCAGUAUUCCCAGUCAAACCACGACAACUUCCCCAGUCAACACUGCUCCUCCGCUGGGCAGCACGACUCCAGGUGGGGGCAGGGUGCUUCGGAUCAAGGGGAAAGUGCAAGGCGUGGUGGAAAAACCUUGGAUUUUACGAGCGAAGAAGGAGAAAAAGGAUAGCGGAAGUGAAAAGAACGGAUGUUAAGACGAAACGGAUACAGGAACGGACUUCUCGCGCUAAAACUCCGUCGGAAAAAGAGCGCAAAGGUGUGGUUCAUAUUCGGGAAGUAGAUGGAAAACUUUGCGUAGUUAGGACGGUUUAUCCA
Messenger RNA from Boleophthalmus pectinirostris (great blue-spotted mudskipper), 2240 nucleotides. RefSeq lists its product as uncharacterized. Lineage: Eukaryota; Metazoa; Chordata; Actinopteri; Gobiiformes; Gobiidae. Bases 1517 to 2119 code for a protein of 200 amino acids. The record is from RefSeq and is a predicted model, not a curated record. The transcript has a single exon.